UGGCAAAGCGGCCAAUAUGGCGACCAACCAGCGGGACAAGAUGGUUGUAGUGUCAACAAAAUGAGGGGUCCUCGGUGCAGCUUCGGAGUUCGGAGAAGGUGCAUUAUUUUUCCAUUCCUGCUGAUCCUCUUGGUGGGUGCGGCCUUGACAACUCUGUUGCCCCCUGCUGAGGACCAUGGAGCUGUUGGUGUCCUGGAUGUGCUGCGCAGGGCGGCAUUACAGAAGGAGACCCCUGCACAGAGCCGCCACGCAGACGGCUCAGAGGACAAGUUUACCAUCAUCAUUCAAACUUACAAUCGCACAGACGUCUUGCUCAAACUCCUGAACCAUUACCAGGCGGUCCCCCAUCUUCAGCUGAUUAUUAUAGUCUGGAACAACGUCAGGGAGCAAACACCUGUGAAGAUGUGGGACUCCUUGGGUCCCCAUCCAGUUCAGGUCGUCUUCAAGGAACAGACAAGCAAUCAGAUGCGCAACAGGCUGCAAGCGUUCCCGGAGAUUUCCACUGACGCUGUGUUGAUGCUGGAUGACGACACGCUCAUUAGUGUUCCUGACAUCAGUUUUGCUUUUUCUGUGUGGAAGCAAUUUCCAAAUCAAAUUGUUGGCUUUGUCCCACGGAAACAUGUCUCGACACCUGGAGGAGUGUACAGUUAUGGAAGCUUUGAGCUGCAGAAUCCAGAAAUGGCUGGAGGUGACAUGUACUCCAUGGUUUUAAUCGGUGCUGCCUUCUUUCACCGCCGCUACCUGCAGCUCUUCCAGGACCAGCCUCAAGCAGUACAUGCCUUAGUGGAUGAAACACAGAAUUGUGAUGAUAUUGCUGUGAACUUUGCUGUAGCUUUGUAUUUAAAGAAACACUCGACAGUUAACAGACCUGCUGGCAUCUUUGUCAAACCGGUGGAUCUUCGCAACCUUGAGAAGGAUGCCAGCAGCGGAUACCAGGGUAUGUGGCAUCGUCCUGAACACCUUCUCCAGAGGUCCUACUGUCUGAACAGACUGACUCAGAUCUACGGCUUCAUGCCGCUCCACUACUCUAAUUUGAUGGUUUCUCAGUUUGGUUUCCCCAGCUAUGCCAAUCACAAAAGUAGGGGUUGAAAAAGUGCCAAAUUGCUGCUUUAAGUUAAAAUGAGAGGCUCAAGAAAGAACUCUGGUGUGCUUGGUCAGUAACACAUUUCAGUGCAAUCAGCUGAAAUGUUUAUGAGGUCUGAAAACUACCGGCUGAGAAGCUACCCAAUGGAUGCAGGACAGUUUUUUAAAUGUAUAAUUAUAUUUAAUACUUCUGAUUGGUUUUAUCAUAUCCCACGCUGUGGUUGGCUUGUUGAAAAAUGUGAUGCCUACUGCCAAAUUAAAUGAAAUGUCAAUAUUUGAUCAGGUAAUGUUGGAAAAACCAGCGCAUACAACCCUUAUUAGUGGAUUGUAGCCACUUGGAACUCGGCAGCUGCUGUUUUUGACUUCUUAACUAGUCAGAAAAUGUGAUUUUAGUAUGAAUUUUUAUCCCCUUUUCCUUACAAUGAACUGUACGGAAAAAAAAACAUUCUAAUUUGAGAAAAAAAAAACUAACAGUUAAAGUGUUGAUGUAGGAAGUUAUAUUCAUAAACCUAGAUUUGUAAACUGUAUUUUGUACGUUU
This is a messenger RNA of Nematolebias whitei (Rio pearlfish), 1622 nucleotides long. It is a transcript of the gene extl2, whose product is annotated as exostosin-like glycosyltransferase 2. Lineage: Eukaryota; Metazoa; Chordata; Actinopteri; Cyprinodontiformes; Rivulidae. Gene Ontology annotation, cellular component: membrane. The transcript has 5 exons. Gene Ontology annotation, molecular function: glycosyltransferase activity. The coding region runs from base 61 to 1089 and encodes 342 amino acids. The record is from RefSeq and is a predicted model, not a curated record.